UAGCUCUGUCCUCUCGGUGCGGAAGUGUUGUCUUGCAGAGCAGCAGCAGAAGCAAAGCUGCAAACUGUUUGGAUAAACGUCUCGGUGGGUCACAUGCAGCUUCUCUGGCCUCCCCACCUUCACCGCCGGGGCUGGCACUGCUCACUUUGACCGUGUGCCGCAUUAGUAUUAUGCAGGUACCGACCGACGGAGUGUGGUGAGAGCUGCUUCAUGCUGAGAGCUAGAGCUAAGUUAGCAUCUGAAGAUGGAGCUGCUUAGCCUGCCAGCAAGCUCUUAGCUUCUUAUGUUUAUUUUUUUCUCUAAAACAGCGAGAAACCUUGAGUCAAACUGGACCCAAAUCUGCAGAUAGUUCAGGAGUUUCCUUGAAUCAUCUAUAUGGGCCAUCUUCUCUCAAAAAAUCGUCUACGCCUGAAGAAGAGGACACGCAAGUUACAUCACAGGAAGAAGAAGAGGAACUGUUUCCUUCAGGGACCGUGCAUGCUCUGCUUCAUCGUCCACAACAACAACAGCAGCAGUCUCGACGACGACAGCGAUCAACUGGACGGCGGCGUGAUCGGGUGCCAGCGCAACAGCAUCACUGGAAUCAGCGUGCCGGGGGUAGGCGAAGUCGGCAUCGGAGCGGGAGCUGCCUCCAAGCUGGCCGAACGAUACGCAGCUCUCGCGUCACCUGAGGACUGUUCAAAGUUUCUGUUGUCACAGAGAGAGAUUUCUAUCUGGGAGGGCCAAGGGAGGAGUCUUUUAUCAGCUGUUCCCGCCAAACUGAUCCCACCACCGGUGCUUUUCCGGGCCGCUGGCGUGUCAGUGACCGUGCCCAUACCUGUGCCUGGCUGCACCAGCGAAUACACAGAGAUGGUGUGCAAGAGGAAGUGCUCACAGGUGCAAAGGUGUACCCCGUGCAAGCAGCCGCGCUGCACCUUUGCCGCUCCUGACGGAAGGCUAGAGAACGGGGCAGCGGGAGGAGGUGGAGAUGCUUUAAACUCUGAAACCGGUCACAGCCACCUUCCCAUCUGCCCCAUCCCCUCUUCCUCUUCCACCUCUGCUUCCUCUUCCUCCCCCCCAGCCGAUGGCUGCUGUGGUUUGACUCUUUACGCCGAAUCGUCCAACAGUUCAGACUCUGCCUCAUGCUGCAUGCAUCAUUAUGACGACUGUCAAGCGAGAGAUUCUGAUGGCGCCGAGCAGCUGAGCAUCAAUCAACUGCCUUCCUCCAUCCUUCUUAAGGUGCUGUCCCUCUUGACAGUAAAGGAACGCUGUCUUUGUGCCUCUCUGGUUUGUAAAUAUUGGAGAGAUCUCUGCUUGGACUUUCAAUUCUGGAAGCGAAUUGACCUCAGCGGCUUGCAAGAAGUCAACGACGAUCUCCUUGUGAAAAUAGCUUCUCGCAAGCAGAAUGUGAGAGAGAUUAACAUCUCGGAUUGCAGGGGCAUCCAUGACUAUGGAGUGUCCUCUCUGGCUUCCCACUGUCCGGGCCUGCAGAAGUACACGGCUUACAGGUGCAAGCAGCUGGGUGAUAUCUCAGUGACCGCUUUAGCGACACACUGCCCUCUCCUGGUCAAGGUGCAUGUGGGAAACCAGGACAGACUCACUGAUGCACCAUUGAUAAAGUUGGGAGCAAACUGCAAGGAGUUAAAAGAUAUUCACCUGGGUCAGUGCUAUGGGAUCAGUGAUGAAGGCAUGAUAGCGUUGGCUCAAGGAUGUCCCAAACUGCAGAGACUCUACCUGCAAGAGAACAAAAAGGUCACCGAUCAGUCUGUGCGGGCCGUAGCAGAGCACUGUCCUGAGCUGCAGUUUGUGGGCUUCAUGGGAUGCCCCGUGACCUCUAAGGGUGUGAUCCAUCUCACCGCGCUGCAAAACCUGAGUGUCCUGGAUCUGCGGCACAUCUCGGAACUGAACAACGAAACAGUGAUGGAAGUUGUGAGGAAAUGUCGGAAGCUCAGCUCCCUAAACCUGUGCCUCAACUGGAGCAUCAAUGACAGGUGUGUGGAAAUCAUUGCCAAGGAAGGAAGGAGCCUCAAGGAGCUCUAUCUGGUGUCUUGUAAAAUCACAGACCACGCUUUGAUAGCCAUAGGUCAGUACAGUAGCACCAUAGAGACCGUGGAUGCUGGCUGGUGCAAAGACAUCACAGACAAAGGAGCCACACAGAUCGCUAAAAGCAGCCGGUCCCUCCGAUACCUGGGCCUCAUGAGGUGUGACAAGGUGAACGAGGAGACGGUGGAGAGGCUGGUGAUCCAGUACCCACACAUCGUGUUCAGCACAGUGAUGCAGGACUGCAAGAGAACCCUGGAGAGAGCUUAUCAAAUGGGUUGGAGCCCCAACACGUCUAACUCUUCAUAGCUACUCCUGCAUUGCACACACACACACACACAAACACACAAUUUUACAGUACAUGACCACGUCCACUUCAGUGCAGAUCAUUCAUCUGGAUUUCUCUUUCAACCUUCAGUCUUGAAUGUUAAACAUGUAGUGACACACUUACAGGCAAAACAAAUAAAAUAAAUCUGGUAAUCAGAGAUGUUUAAGGUCAAUCCAUGUUAGUUUGUUAUAUUCAUAGGGAAGAAGACUUAAUACUUCUACCACAUUUUGGUUGUAAUGCAAAACUACUUUUACAAACAUAAUUUUCUGUAUUCCUGCCUCAGGGUGGGACUAUAAAAUGUCAUUGUUAGUUUGGUAGAUAAAGGUGCAAGCAGUUUGAGUAGGUGUUACAAUAGAUAUCUGUAAAAUAAAUGAACUAAAGAAGAGUUCUUACAUCAAAGUUAUUUAGCCAUAGUUAGACCAGAGUAGUUUUAUUUGAAGAUUGGACAAUAACUGUUUGUUUCCUUAGAUGAAACCCUUGUAUUAAAACUCUUCUCCAUGUCAGCCCAUCAAGAGUUUUUAUUUUACCAAACCACUUCACCCAGCUGCUGAGGGAGGAAGCAGAGAACAUGAACAUAUCACAUUUCCCAUCUGACCACUUAGGCCCAGGGGUCAGACUGAACUGCCAUGGCUCUGGACCUAACUUGAGGCGUUUUAAAGAAAAUGGUCAGAUGAGGCAUUUUCUUCCAUUUGGACAAUAGUUUUCCUCUCUCUGGGCAUUGGCGGAUUUAACCUUUUCGUGGAUUUUUUUGGGACCAUUGACAAGCCACUGUGUGAGAAACACAGGACUUGGUCAAAUGCUCGGCCCAGAAAUUCUAAUCGUCAAGCCAAGAAGAGUGCAUGUUUCUGUGGGUUUUUUUGUUUUGAUUUCUGUUUCAGAGUGUUAACAAUGUGAAGGGAAAACAGAUCUGUACGACCUUGGGCUCUCCUGCAUAUUUGCAGGGCAAAGAUGAAUUAUGACUGAGCAUCACAUAAUCUGUUUGGUAUGAAAAUUAGGAUUGUCAGAAACAGUGGUUGCCUUUUUUAACUAAAAGGGAAAAAAAAGACAUUGGAUAAUGUUUUCAUAACAUAACCUGCAGUAAAA
This is a messenger RNA of Cyprinodon tularosa, 3430 nucleotides long. It is a transcript of the gene fbxl17, whose product is annotated as F-box and leucine-rich repeat protein 17. The coding region runs from base 376 to 2328 and encodes 650 amino acids. The transcript is spliced from 11 exons. Gene Ontology annotation, cellular component: SCF ubiquitin ligase complex. Gene Ontology annotation, molecular function: protein binding. Gene Ontology annotation, biological process: SCF-dependent proteasomal ubiquitin-dependent protein catabolic process. The record is from RefSeq and is a predicted model, not a curated record. NCBI's taxonomy places the organism in Eukaryota, Metazoa, Chordata, Actinopteri, Cyprinodontiformes, Cyprinodontidae.